Molecule: messenger RNA, 1474 nt
Organism: Bradysia coprophila
Lineage: Eukaryota; Metazoa; Arthropoda; Insecta; Diptera; Sciaridae
Product: beta-1,3-glucan-binding protein-like
Biological process (GO): carbohydrate metabolic process
Molecular function (GO): hydrolase activity, hydrolyzing O-glycosyl compounds
Source: RefSeq, a predicted model, not a curated record
AACUUUUGAAGUGAUUCGUAGUUGUUUUCCAACUUUCUUUGUUGUAAAAAUGAAAAAAAAUAUUUUAUUCGCAAUUUGCAUUGUCAUCGGAGCAAAGGUUACGAUAGCAUGCAACCCAACUCCGACUAGAGUCAAGGGAACUCAUGCACCAGGUCAAUUCUGUUCCGGUGAUUUGAUCUUCGAAGACAAUUUCGAUACUUUCGACUUGAACAAAUGGCAACAUGCAGUGACGAUGGCUGGUGGAGGAAAUUACGAGUUUCAAUGGGUUGUUAAUGACCGAAAUAAUACGUACGCAUCCAAUGGAAUUCUUCAUAUUAGACCGACUCUAACUUCAGAUUUGUUUGGUGAACAAUUUGUUACGUCGGGAACAGUUGAAAUACCUGAAUGGGAAUGUACCGACGCAUCGAAUUGGGGUUGCAAGAAAACAGGCAGUCCUAGUAAUCCAAUUCCUCCGAUUCGAAGCGGUAGGAUUAACACGUAUAAUUCAUUCGGAUUUAAAUAUGGAACUGUGGAAAUACGUGCUAAAGGUCCCACCGGAGACUGGAUAGGAGCAGCUUUGUGGCUUUUGCCAAUCGAAUCAAUCUAUGGCGGCUGGCCUGCUUCUGGAGAAAUUGACAUGGUGGAGAUGAAGGGUAACACCGAUUACUGGGAUCCUGGCAGAAAUAAUCUUCAAGUGGGUGCGCAGCACAUAGGAUCAACACUGAAUUAUGGGCCAAGAUGGGAUGUUAAUGGUUGGUCUAGUACAACUGCAUCACGAAAUCGACGUCCCGGUUUCAAUGAAGAUUUCCACGUCUACAAAAUGGUAUGGACUACAGAAUCGUUGCAAUUUUUCGUCGAUGGUGAGCGUCUGCUAAGCGUAACGCCAGGUAGUGGAGGAUUUUGGGAGAGAGGAGGCUUCGGCUGGACAGGCUUGCCAAAUCCAUGGGUGAACGGAACUAAAAUGGCUCCGUUUGACAAUGAAUUCGGAAUUAUUUUAAGUCAUGGUGUGGGAGGCACUUCAGUUUUUAGUGAUAAUUACGUAAAUGGUAACGGUGCAAAGCCUUGGGUAAAUAAUAAUGGCAGAGCAAUGGCAGACUUUUGGAUAGGAAGAUCACAGUGGAAAUCCCAAUGGGAGUUACAUACGGAUCAGAGCCAUUUUCAAAUUGACUACGUUCGUGUUUGGGCUUUGUAAAUUAGUUUUCCGUUAAACGUUAUGACCGUAAUCAUGUAUUGUAUUGAUCAAGGUCACAAAAUGUUAUUUAUAAAUUGGAUCUGGAAAGAUCGUAAAUGGUACGAAAGUCCAAUUUAAUUUUUAUGUUUUCUUUAAUUUCUUUCAUUCAAUUCACAAAUCGUCGGUACAUUCCAAGAAAGCAACUGUAUAUUCAUUGCACUGAAGUUUGACUGACGUCCGUUCGAAAUCACCCGCAAAAAGAAUCCAGCCAGGUCGCGCAGAGAAAUCGAAAAGGUCAAAUUAAACGCAUCAAUUAAUUGCCAU